ACAGGAACGGAGGCGCGCUCCCGAGAACCCGCGCGCUCCCGUGAGCGAGGAGAACAGCGCUUCAGCUCAGCGUCCAACUCAGAGCUUCUCCAGACCUGUUGCCUUCAUUCCUUUUAUUUCUUUUGGUUCGUUUUUAUUCGCUAUGGUUGUGUUAGAGGUUCGGAGAUGUUUCGGGUGCGUCUGAACUGCUGAAUUCUUAUUCUUGUUCCUUUCCAAAAGCUUUCAUUCGGACCGAAAUCGUCGAAUUGAGAUGUUUUAAGAGACUUGGAGCGGAAUUGUGUGGCUGGAGAUGUUUUCUCUUUUGUUUUGUGAUGGACAGCAUCAUCCUCCUCCUCCUUCCCGGUGUGUACCUGAGAGACGGUGAACAUCUCCCAGAAUAAGCAGCACAGAGGAACAGAUGAAAGAGGAGGAGCUAAAGCGGAUUUCCUAUCGGCCGCUGGCUUUGAUGUUUCGGAGAAAACUAAUCCCAGGAACGGAAACGACACCAGGCUCAGGAGUUUCAAUAUCAGCGGAAUGAGAAGAAAACACACCAGGAGAACAUCGACUUCUUCUCCAUGUGAACAACACAAGCUCUCUCUGUCUGUGGUUCAUGAAUGACAGAUAUCCUUGACUCCAGGAGCUGAAGCUGAUAUCUCAUCAUCUCAAUUAAUGACCUCAGCUCAGAACUCAGAUCUUCAGCAGAAUGUUUGAUGGUAUAUAAUCAUGGGCUAAAAAGUUCAGACAGAACCCACUCCGUUGUUCACUUGAUGAAAUUCUUGCGACUAAAAACCAGAUCGAGUUGCUUCUCCAGCUGUCCUGCGAACUUCUCGUCUUCUUCUCUUCAUAGAAACAUGUUAAACCUGUUUAUUUGUUAAAUUCACGGAUUAAUCUUCAUGAUCUUUAUGGCGUUUAUGGUCUAAUAAUCAUGAAUCGUGAUUGAGCUCCGGUCUACAUGGCCGAUGAGCGUUCAGGGUCCGCAUGCUUCCAGCUAAAGAUGGUGAUGUUCGGCUCGAGCCCUCCUCCCAAAACUCCAUGAUGGCGAGCCGGAGUUCAACCGGCCUGUUCAUCCCGGUUUUUCCUGAAGUACCGUGUGACAGCAAUGGCCAGCGCAUGUGGUGGGCCUUCCUCGCGUCCUCCAUGGUCACGUUCUUUGGUGGCCUCUUCAUCAUCCUGCUGUGGAGGACGGUCCGGUACCUGUGGGCCGUGUGCUGCCACUGCAACACCAAAAAGAAGGAUGUGCAGCGGGUCAGCAAUGUGGAGAAGAAGGACGGGACGGUGGUCAGUGAGGUGGGCUGGAUGACCUCAGUGAAGGACUGGGCUGGGGUCAUGAUCUCUGCACAGACGCUAACCGGGCGUGUGCUGGUGGUGCUGGUGUUCGUCCUCAGUAUCGCAGCUCUGGUCAUUUACUUCAUCGACUCAUCCAACCCGAUCGAGUCAUGCCAACUCUUCGAUAAAGACUUUACACUGCAGAUAGACAUGGCCUUCAACAUCUUCUUCCUGCUCUACUUUGGCCUGCGAUUCAUCGCGGCGAAUGAUAAGCUGUGGUUCUGGUUGGAGGUGAACUCGGUGGUGGAUUUCUUCACCGUGCCGCCAGUGUUUGUCUCUGUGUACCUGAACCGGAGCUGGCUGGGUCUGAGGUUCUUGAGAGCGUUACGGCUGAUCCAGUUCUCCGAAAUCCUACAGUUUCUGAAUAUCCUGAAGACCAGCAAUUCCAUAAAGUUGGUGAACUUGUGCUCGAUCUUUAUUAGCACGUGGCUAACGGCUGCAGGCUUCAUACACCUGGUGGAAAACUCAGGUGAUCCGUGGGAAAAUUUCCAGAACUUCCAGCAGCUGUCCUACUGGGAGUGUGUGUAUUUGCUGAUGGUGACAAUGUCCACUGUGGGUUACGGAGAUGUGUGCGCUAAAACUACACUCGGGCGUCUCUUUAUGGUCUUCUUCAUCCUCGGUGGAUUGGCCAUGUUUGCCAGCUACGUCCCUGAAAUCAUAGAAUUAAUAGGAAACCGUAAGAAAUAUGGCGGUUCCUAUAGUGCAGUAAAUGGGAGAAAGCAUAUAGUGGUGUGUGGUCACAUCAACCUGGAAAGUGUUUCCAAUUUCCUUAAAGACUUCCUUCACAAGGACAGGGACGAUGUCAAUGUAGAAAUAGUUUUUCUCCAUAAUAUUUCCCCUAAUCUUGAGUUGGAAGCCUUAUUUAAGCGCCACUUCACUCAGGUAGAGUUCUACCAGGGCUCGGUCCUGAACCCACACGACCUGGCCCGGGUCAAGAUUGAAUCAGCAGACGCAUGUUUAAUAUUAGCCAAUAAAUACUGCGCAGACCCGGACGCAGAGGACGCGUCCAACAUCAUGAGAGUGAUCUCUAUUAAAAACUACCAUCCAAAGAUCCGCAUCAUCACACAGAUGCUACAGUACCACAAUAAGGCUCACCUGUUGAACAUCCCGAGCUGGAACUGGAAGGAAGGUGAUGAUGCGAUUUGUCUGGCCGAACUGAAGCUGGGUUUUAUUGCUCAGAGCUGCUUAGCACAAGGGCUUUCCACCAUGCUAGCGAAUCUCUUCUCCAUGAGGUCCUUCAUCAAGAUUGAAGAGGACACGUGGCAGAAGUAUUACCUGGAAGGAGUAGCUAAUGAAAUGUACACAGAGUACCUGUCCAGUGCCUUUGUGGGAUUAACGUUCCCCAUGGUGUGUGAGUUGUGUUAUGUGAAGCUGAAGCUCCUCCUGAUUGCGAUCGAAUAUAAAUCUGAUCAGAGAGAGAGCAGGUCAGGGCUCAGGGUAACAUUUCUGGAUUAUGUAUAUAUUUACAGAGAGAGUAAUUACUUCUUUAUUUAUAUGGUGUGUGUGUGUGUGUGUGUGUGUGUGUGUGUGUGUGUGUGUCGCAGCACUCUUAUUAACCCAGGCAAUCAUGUAAAGAUGCAGGAAGGAACACUGGGUUUCUUUAUCGCCAGCGAUGCCAAAGAAGUGAAGAGAGCUCUUUACUACUGCAAAGCAUGUCAUGAUGACAUCACAGACCCUAAAAGGAUAAAGAAGUGCGGAUGCAAACGAUUGAUGUUUUCCAAGACGGUGGGCAGUGGGCGAAUACGCCUGGCGUGUUGUUUAGGUUGCGGUGAGGCUGAUCGUGGCUGCUCGUGCACGUCUCGCAGCACUCGUAGUAACAUGAAGACUCCGUCCUGUACCUUGCCUCUUUCUCCCACCUCUGUUAGCGAUAAAUCAGCCACUUUACGCUCCUCCAAAAGUAACUAUAACGGAUAUAUCAAAUCAACGAUGGACGCCCCGGUGGUGCAGCAGUCCACUCUGUCACCGAAAAAAAAACAACGCAAUGGAGGAAUGAAAACAUCACCCACCUGCUCUCCAAAAACUAUACGACAUGACCCCGUGAUGAUCCCCAGCCAUGAUCAGAUGGAGAUGAUGGAUGAUAAUGUAAAGAGAUACGACUCUACUGGAAUGUUCCACUGGUGUCCGUAUAGAGACAUUGAGAAGGUCAUACUGACCCGUAGUGAGGCAGCCAUGACGGUUCUGAGCGGCCAUGUGGUGGUGUGUAUUUUUGGCGAUGUGAAGUCGGCUGUGGUGGGUCUGAGGAACCUGGUGAUGCCUCUGAGAGCAAGUAACUUCCACUACCAUGAGCUGAAACACAUUGUGUUUGUGGGAUCACUGGAGUAUCUAAAGAGGGAAUGGGAGACGUUACACAACUUCCCUAAAAUCUCCAUUUUACCCGGCACUCCUCUGAGCAGGGCGGAUCUGAGAGCCGUCAACAUUAACCUGUGUGACAUGUGUGUGAUCUUAUCAGCUACUCAGAACAACACAGAUGAUGCGUCUCUGCAGGAUAAAGAGUGUAUCCUCGCCUCGCUCAACAUCAAAUCCAUGCAGUUUGAUGACAGUAUAGGCCUCCUACAGGCCAACUCACAAGGCUUCACUCCCCCUGGGAUGGACCGUUCGUCUCCUGAAAACAGUCCUAUUCAUGGUUUAGAACGACAAACUUCCAUUAGCACUGGAGCUAACAUCCCCAUCAUCACUGAGCUCGCGAAGUCAGACAGGCUGCUGAACGCAGUGUGUGUAAGACAGGACAAGAGCUGCGGAACCAAUAUUCCAAUGAUAACUGAACUGGUAAAUGACUCCAAUGUUCAGUUCCUGGAUCAGGAUGAUGACGAUGACCCAGACACUGAGCUCUACCUCACACAGCCCUUCGCCUGUGGGACCGCCUUCGCUGUCAGUGUACUUGACUCACUGAUGAGUGCUACUUACUUUAAUGACAACAUCCUGACGUUGAUAAGGACGUUGGUGACAGGCGGAGCAACACCCGAGCUGGAGGGGCUGCUAGCGGAGGAAAACGCCCUGCGGGGGGGCUACAGCGACACACACACUCUCGCCAACAGAGACCGCUGUCGGGUAGCACAGCUCGCUCUGUACGACGGUCCGUUCGCCCAGCUGGGGGAAGGUGGAUGUUACGGUGAUUUAUUCUGUAAAGCAUUAAAGACCUACAACAUGCUGUGUUUCGGGAUUUACCGUUUAAGAGACGCUCACCUGAGUGAUCCGAGUCAGUGUUCCAAACGCUACGUGAUCACCAAUCCACCGUACGAGUUUGAGUUGGUCUCCACAGACCUGAUCUUCUGCCUGAUGCAGUUCGAUCACAACGCGGCUCAGUGUCGCUCCACGCUCUCACACUCCUCACACUCCUCACACUCGUCCAGUAAAAAAAGCUCUUCUGUUCACUCCAUCAGCACCAAACACACCAAGAGCCGUGAGCCACGAGACAAACCCAAUGCAACGUGGAUGAAUUGAGGGGUCGCAGACGCAAGAGGCGGGGCAGCGAGCCGGGACCAAUCAGGUCGCAGUAACCCUUUGUGGUGACAGAGUGUGAGAUCUCUCAUCACAACUUGCAAUAAGGAAACAUCACGACGUCACUGAGGUUCUCUCAGGUUUUAUUUGGAGUUUUGAAACGACACGCAGACGCAGACGCAGACGCAGGUCAGCUCUCAGGCCGUUACUGACCGCAGGCGCUAACGCUAAUGCUAACCUGACAAAUGGCGGCGUGUGUAAAAAGGCUUAUUCAAUGCUUUGUGUUUUAUUGACCAACAAGGAGUGCAACCUGACAGCGAGCUGUGUAUGUGAAAAGGGGGCGUGGCUAAUUAAAUUACAGGCCAUCUACAAACUCUAACAGAACAGUGAUGUAACUGGGAAAGGGGCGUGGUCACAAUAUUGGCAGGGGGCACAAAUUAAAUUGCCAACAGACAGUAACCAAGAGAACAGUGACAAUAUGGUAACACAUUGAAUGCAAUAGGAUUGUAAAAAAAAAUGGGGCGUGGUCAGAAAUAAUUUCUGUUCCAGACUAAUAGUAGUAUAUUUGUUUAAAAAGGGGGCGUGGUUAUUAUUAUGAUUUUUUGGGGGGAUAAUUUCUUGACUUUUGUGAUGCCUGUAACCUGACAAGCUGUACAAUAAAGGGGGCGUGGUUAUUUGAAUUGCAGGCCACCAUAACAGAGUAAACAAGCAAAGAAUGAUUUCAUUAAGAAAGGGGCGGGGUCACAAUAUUGACAAGUAUGCAUGGCUAAUUAACAGUGACAAGAUCAUAACACAUCGCAAUAUGAUUGUAAAAAAGGGGCGUGGUCAAAACUUUCUCUAGAUUUACUGUCUGUUUCAGACAUAUUGUGUUUGUUGAAGGGGCGUGGCUAAUUACAUAUUUUGUAAUUUAUUGAUCAAUGUGAAGCUUGUAACCUGACGACAAGCUGUUUAAAAAUGGGCGUGGCUAUUUAUAUACCAGGCAACCGUAACAGAAUACCCAAAGUGUGAUGUCAUUUAAAAGGGGCGUGGUCAAUAAACUUUUGGUAUAUUUUUGACAACUUAAUUAAUUUGCAUUGAAGGCCAGUGUGAUUCAAAAAAAAAGUUCCUGGACAUUCUGUUUAUUACAAAUUGUGGUGUAUUUGUUUUUAAAAAGGGGCGUGGCUAAUUAAAUGUGUUGGGUUUUUUGCUCAUCGUAAAAAACAAAAAGGGCGUGGCUAAUUUAAUUACAGGUCUUCUUGUCCCUAUACGCAGACAAUAACCAAAGAGUGAUGAACAUUUAUUUAUUUUUUAAAAACAGAGGCAGGGCUUUCCUAAAAAUCAUACAGAGCGUAGUUCAGAGAAGAGCUUAGCCUCGCUAGCAUGCUAAACAGUGAUGUCACUGUAAAAAAAAGACCUUCAGUUCAGAUCUUGUUUGUAAAUAAUCAAGAAAUGAAACAGAAUUUAUUUGAAUGAGAAAAAUUCUUCUAAAAUGUUUCACUUCCUGGCUCCUGGCUCCGCCCACAUCCUGGUGUAUCCGGUGUGUGGCUAAUAAUUAACGCUAACCUUUACUCAUUCCCAAGUGUUGAAGUCGAUCUUGUGUAUAAAGUGUAAUUAAGAGACCGAGCACUCGUUAGCUUCGAGCGCCUCAGGCUUCGCUAGCGGAGUGUAAAAAAAUACAGCUGCAGAUUUUUAUUCCCGAACUGCAGAUGUGAAGAACUCGUGAUGCCUUAUAUCAAUAAACACUAACAGGAAAUGAGCGAUUCCGCAGAAGCUGGACAUCGAUGUUGCCUACAGCCUUCAGCUACUUUUCUUCACAUUUACCCUUCACAUGUCACAGUAUCCUAACCCUAACGACCAAAAACAUUAGCUGCUAGCUAGUCAGCUAAAAGUUAGCUGGAUGUAAAUGCUAAACACCAAGCUAACACCACAAAGCUAACGGCUCAGUGAACUCGUGUUUGAAGUUUUUUAUCAGCUAUAUUUCUGUUUCCUGUGUUUAUAUAAAUAAUCAUAUGUAUUAGUUAGGAGAGUUUCGCUAACUCGAUGUAGCAACAUGCUAAUUUCUUAUGACAGGAAUAUUUCAAGUUUACGUUUCACAGUAAAAGUUGAUCUGUUGGUUACGUGCUAGCUAAAGAAGUAGGAUGAGGAGGAGAAUAAGGAUAAGGAGAAUGAUGAGGAGGAGAAUGAUGAGCAUGAUAAUGAGG
Silurus meridionalis is the source of this 6923-nucleotide messenger RNA. Its product is annotated as calcium-activated potassium channel subunit alpha-1-like. The record is from RefSeq and is a predicted model, not a curated record. Lineage: Eukaryota; Metazoa; Chordata; Actinopteri; Siluriformes; Siluridae. The coding region runs from base 958 to 4746 and encodes 1262 amino acids. Gene Ontology annotation, molecular function: large conductance calcium-activated potassium channel activity. The transcript is spliced from 32 exons. Gene Ontology annotation, biological process: potassium ion transport; transmembrane transport. Gene Ontology annotation, cellular component: postsynaptic membrane.